Photinus pyralis (common eastern firefly) is the source of this 4445-nucleotide messenger RNA. Its product is annotated as probable multidrug resistance-associated protein lethal(2)03659. Gene Ontology annotation, biological process: transmembrane transport. Gene Ontology annotation, cellular component: membrane. The transcript has 21 exons. The coding region runs from base 31 to 4065 and encodes 1344 amino acids. Lineage: Eukaryota; Metazoa; Arthropoda; Insecta; Coleoptera; Lampyridae. The record is from RefSeq and is a predicted model, not a curated record. Gene Ontology annotation, molecular function: ATP hydrolysis activity; ATP binding; ABC-type transporter activity.
CUAAGUAAGAAAACAUUAAUAUUUAAAAGGAUGAGACGUGGAGAUGAUGAUACACGACUUGAAAAUCCACGGGCACGAGCCAACUGGCUCUCAGUUGCCACAUUCUGGUAUACCUUUAAAAUCUUUCGAAUGGGUGCCAGAGCUGAACUAGUCGAAGACGACUUGAUGAAACCUUUAAAGAGCCACGAGGCUGGAAUGUUAGGCGAGAAAUACUCUAGAACAUGGACAGCGGAAUUGAAUAGAGCCGAAAUCGAACACGACUCGCCCAGUUUAUCUAAAGUUAUAAGGACACGCAUUUUUGCAGAGUUUGUAUUGUACGGUUGCUGGUUAUUUUUUAUGGAAGUUGUAAUCCGAUUGUAUCAACCAAUUUUUAUCGGUCUUUUGGUGCGAUAUUUUGACCCAACAAAUGAUCUCAAUACAUUACCACGGAAGGAACCUCUUUAUUUCAAUAGAGCGGUGUUUUUUACACAAAAGAAUCAGUGCGCCAUUUCGAAGGAAGAAGCCUACUUUUACGGAUCGAGUGUUUUCCUGAUCUCCACAAUAGUUACUGCAAUUCUUCACCCUAAUUUAACAGCCAUGAUGCACUUGGGAAUGAAAAUAAGAGUUGGCUGCUGCUCAUUAAUUUAUCGUAAGGUGUUACGUAUAAGAUUAACAGCUCUAGGAGAUAAAGUGGUUGGAAGAGCCAUCAACUUAAUGUCAAACGAUGUGAUGAGAUUUGACAUGGCACCACUAUUUUGGCACUACGUAUGGAUUAGUCCUUUACAGGCCCUAAUUAUAACGUACUACAUGUAUCAAGAAUUAAAAACUUCCGCUUUCAUUGGAAUGCUAGCAAUGGCGGCAAUCAUGCCAUUCCAAGCGUGGCUGGGGCGUCAAAUCAGCAACACGAGGUACACAACGGCAUUCCGUACUGAUAACCGGGUGAGGCAGAUGAACGAAAUUAUACGAGGGAUGCAAGUCAUAAAAAUGUACGCGUGGGAAAAUCCAUUUUUGAAGAAGAUCUCUAUCUCUCGACAGCACGAAAUAAACUCGCUGCGAAUCACUUCUUAUAUAAAAGGUGUUAUAAUGUCCUUCAUCAUGUUUACCGCGCGGUUUGCAUUAUUUUUGAGCAUCACUUCAUAUGUCUACAAUGGCAAUGAGCUUUCAUCUGAAACUGUUUACGUGGUAGCGGCCUACUAUGAAAUUUUGAGGCAGACCAUGACGGUAUAUUUUCCGCAAGGGGUCGCACAAAUCGCGGAAGCUUCCGUGGCAAUAAACCGAAUUCGUGAAUUUCUGCUGUCCCCCGAGGCAGAUGUCGGCGAUAAAACUCCUAUGGAUCCAGACAGUAAAAAAAGAGGGGCAAAGAGUACAACGAAGACCGACAUUAGUCUAAUGGCGAGGAGGAUGGGUCUUCCAAUGGGUAUUGUAAUUGAAGGCGCAUGGGCAAAGUAUGAAGACGAAGUCUGUUUAAAGAACAUCGAUCUGGUUGUGGUACCCGGACAAUUAACCGCGCUCGUUGGUCAAGUUGGUGCUGGUAAAAGUUGCAUGCUUCAGCUAAUACUUGGCGAGCUGCCGCCGUUCGUUGGGACCGCGGAAAUGUACGGCACGGUGUCUUACGCAUCACAAGAACCGUGGUUGUUCGCAGGGAGUGUCAGGCAAAAUAUAUUAUUCGGACAACCGUAUGAUAGAAGUCGAUAUAGAGAGGUAGUUAAAGUAUGCGCUUUGGCGCGGGAUUUUACUCUUUUGCCGUAUGGAGAUAAAACUAUUGUUGGUGAAAGAGGGGCAUCUUUAAGUGGUGGUCAAAGAGCUCGAGUCAAUUUGGCACGUGCCGUUUACAAACAAGCGGACAUUUAUUUACUGGAUGAUCCGCUGUCUGCUGUGGACACUCAUGUUGGACAGCACUUAUUCGACUAUUGCAUUAGUCAAUAUUUGGGCAGCAAGGCGGUGGUGUUAGUCACACAUCAGUUGCAAUAUUUAAAACAAGUACCGCAAAUUGUGAUAAUGCACGAAGGGGAAAUUUUGAUUAAGGGAAGCUACUCAUUUUUACAAAGUAGUGGCUUGCAGUUUUCAAAUAUUAUUGGGGAGGACACAGAAUCUGUUGCACGUUCGAAUACUGCGCCUACCAACCAGUUGCAAGAUAUUUUAAGGAACAUUUCUAUCACCAGUUCAAUGGGGGUUAACGUACAAGCUGGAGGUGAUAAUGAGCCACAGGAAGAACUUGAAAUCCGAUCAUAUGGUGCAAUAGACUGUAAAUUGUUCUAUCAGUACUUUCGUGCAGGCGCCCAUUGCUGUGUACUGCUACUGUUACUAUUGUUCUUUUGUGGGGCACAGUUUUGUGGUUCAUCAACAGAUUUUUACCUUUCUGACUGGAUAAAGCAGCAUGGACAAAGGAAUUCAACUAUUGCAAAUGACAAUCGUACAUCGAUUAAAGAUUUUAUAACGACUUACUCCAUAUACAUAGGUACCACAGCACUUCUGGCACUUUCUCGAUCAUUCUUCUUUUUUACCGUAUGCAUGCGCGCCUCUGUAAACCUGCAUAACAGGAUGUUUAACAGCGUUGUCAGAUCAACGAUGCGCUUUUUUAACGCCAAUCCCUCGGGUCGCAUCUUGAACAGAUUCUCAAAAGAUUUGGGUGCAAUAGACGAGCUUCUGCCAAACGCGAUGAUCGACACUGUGCAAAUUUUCCUGAACUUAGUAGGCGCUUCGGCAGUGAUAGGAGUAAUAGAUCCAAUAUUACUGGCACCAGCACUUGUAAUCUCUAUUUGUUUUUUGCUGUUGCGGAGAUACUACUUGAAAACAAGUCGUAGCAUCAAACGGCUUGAAGGCAUAACAACGAGCCCUGUUUUCUGUCACCUGAAUGGCACUUUGCAGGGAUUAACAACGAUUCGAACCCAUGGGCAGGAAGUAUUACUUACAAGCGAAUUUGAUAAACUUCUCGAUCUACACAGUGGUGCAUGGUAUCUAUUUCUCUGCACGUCAAGAGCAUUCAGUUACUGGAUCGAUUGCCUUUGUUGCGUUUUUAUUGGCGCAAUCGUAUUUAUGUUUUUCGCCAAACAAAACAAGCCGUACAGUUCGGAAGUCGGAAUCUCAAUAACUCAGUGCCUAGGCCUCACUGGCUUACUUCAAUGGGGUAUGCGACAAUCCGCCGAGUUAGAAAACCAAAUGACUGCAGUCGAACGGGUACUCGAAUUUACGAAGAUAGAACAAGAACCACCUUUGGAAUCGAAUCCUGACUAUAAACCUUCAAUCACGUGGCCAUCAAAAGGAAGAAUUACAUUCAGGAAUGCCUACAUGAGAUAUUCCCCAACAGAACCACCUGUCCUCAAAAACUUAAACUUUGUAAUCGAACCUAAAGAGAAGAUCGGAAUAGUCGGCAGAACCGGUGCAGGGAAAUCAUCUUUGAUCGGGGCUUUGUUUCGAUUAGCCUACUUUGAGGGAGAGAUCAUCAUUGAUAAUGUUGAUAUCGGAAGGCUGGGUCUGCACGAUUUACGGAAAAAAAUCUCAAUUAUUCCACAGGAACCCAUCUUGUUUUCGGGUACAAUACGAUACAAUUUAGAUCCUUUCGAGGAGUACCCCGAUACUUCUUUACUGGCGGUUCUUCAAGUAAUAGAGAUCAAAUCUGCGCUUCAGGAUGGAGUUGCGUGCUUGGAUCUAAUGGUAUCCGAAGGCGGUUCAAAUAUUAGCGUGGGAUAUAGGCAACUAAUUUGUCUCGCGAGAGCCCUUCUGAGAAAUAACAAGAUACUCGUGCUCGAUGAAGCUACUGCUAAUGUCGAUGCACAAACGGAUAAGUUUAUCCAAACAACAAUCCGAACCAAAUUCGACAACUGUACGGUACUAACAAUAGCUCAUCGAUUACACACAAUCAUGGAUUCUGAUAAAGUUUUGGUGAUGGAUGCGGGAGAACUGGUUGAAAUGGACCACCCCCACAACUUAUUUAAAAACAAAAAUGGGAAUUUCAGUGGAAUGGUACGGCGAAUGGGUCCCUUACUGGAGGAACAGUUAAAAAAUAUUGCGAAGCUGGAUUAUGAGAAGAAAUUUGGAGCAACAGCAGCACCCCCAACUCCGAGCCCAACUCCCAAGAAAAAAUAAUAGUAGAUCAUCUUACUUAAUGUUACGUUAAUGUUUAACUUAUGACUCAUGAAUAUUGUAAAAAAUAGAAGUAGUGUUAGUAAAGUCUAGAUUUAAAAAGUUUAUUUUAGGUGUAUAUUAUGCAGAAUCGUGUUUUGCUUUCCAAGUAAGGUAUGGUCUUAGGAGUGGUUGUAACAUGAUAGUGCAACUUUGGUUCAGUUCACUGACAUGAUCAAGAAACUUGAUUGGAUAUUUUUAAAUUUGAACCAAUCAAAUUUAGUCAGUCUACCGAACUCAGGUUGAACUAUUAUGAUAUAGGCUAUACACUUAUAACAAUGAAAACUUCAAUACAUAAAAGUAAAAAGAAGAAGACAAGGGACUGAGAGUAAAAUAAAUAACAC